This is a messenger RNA of Fragaria vesca subsp. vesca, 1032 nucleotides long. RefSeq names its product RING-H2 finger protein ATL72-like. Gene Ontology annotation, molecular function: transferase activity. The record is from RefSeq and is a predicted model, not a curated record. The transcript has a single exon. The coding region runs from base 352 to 1032 and encodes 226 amino acids. Gene Ontology annotation, biological process: protein ubiquitination. Lineage: Eukaryota; Viridiplantae; Streptophyta; Magnoliopsida; Rosales; Rosaceae.
AUCUUCUUUCUUACAAGUUUUGUGCUAAGGUGGAGUCUUGAAGCUUUGCAGUAUUUUAGGUGAUCAAUUAGUUGAUUACCCUGCAGUAUUUAGGUGAUCAAUUAUAGUCUUUGAUGAAUAAUACUGUUCAUCAUCCUUCACCUCACCAACAAAUUAUGCUCUUUUCAAAGUCUUAUUAAAGGCCCCAUAUCAGACAUCAAGUCCUCACUCUUUUCUGCUAUAUUCCAGCCUUGAUCAUCAUAAAGAACUAGAAGUGGAGCAAAGAAGAGAAAGCUGUGUAGCUUUGUACAUGGGGAAGAUGAACUUCCUUCUCUCAAUCUCCUUUGUGGUUCGAUUCGGUGUGAAAAAACCAUGGAGAAGCCCAAACCUAAGCUUGUCAGCAUAAGCUCAACAGAAAAAGAAAAGGUACAAAGUUUUGAGACUACUUCUGAAAUUUUUUCUGCUUCAUCACACCAGUCAUCAAUGGUAAGCACUGUUCUUUAUCACCACCGUCCACACCGCCUCCUUCUCGAUCCAGGCCAGAAUGCCAAUGAAAGCAGAUCACAUAAUGGACCUUUCUCCAAUGAAGCAAAUUUCGACACCAACAUGGUGAUCAUCCUAGCAGCUCUUCUUUGUGCCCUGAUAUGUGCAUUAGGUCUAAACUCAAUAGUGAGGUGUGCCCUCAGAUGCAGCAGGAGGCUUUCUUUUGAGACCCUAGAUGAGACUGCAGCAAGGUUAGCAGGCACAGGGCUUAAGAGGAGCACAUUGAGGCAGAUACCCAUUGUGGCAUAUGGAACUGGGGUGCUUAACAUUCCUAAUGCCACUGACUGCCCAAUUUGCCUUGGGGAAUUUUCAGACGGGCAGAAAGUUAGGGUUUUGCCAAAUUGUAACCAUGGUUUCCAUGUGAGGUGCAUAGACACUUGGCUCUUUUCACAUUCUUCUUGCCCAACUUGCAGGCAGUCAUUGCUGCUGGAAGCACAACCACAAGGUUCAGAUUCUCCUUCAGGACAGAAUGAUGUGGUUGUUGCUGUUGCUGGUGAUGAGGCUGGUUGA